Molecule: messenger RNA, 2784 nt
Organism: Paramisgurnus dabryanus
Lineage: Eukaryota; Metazoa; Chordata; Actinopteri; Cypriniformes; Cobitidae
Source: RefSeq, a predicted model, not a curated record
AUCUCUUUAGGUUGUGACAUACUUACAGUUUAAAGACCACUGCCUUUUUCUUUAAAAAGCAUUACUUCAACUUGAGUUUCUUUCUUGGAGGAAUUUCAUCAAGAUGAGGAUGCUGAACUAGAAGGAUCAUCUGCAUCAAACUGAUCAUAUACAGGUAUUUGGUUUCCAAAUCAACUGGAAAGGACCAGUCAAUUAAUAGCUUAAAAGACUUUUAGGUCACCCUCUAUUGCUGAAAACUUACAAAGGUCUGGACAUCAUUUGAAACUGAAGGUAUGAGUAGAGCAGAAAGACAGAUAGAGGAGAGAGGAUACUGGGGGAGUAAAGCAGAGUUUCUUCUGGCUGUAGCAGGAAAUGUAGUUGGUCUUGGUAACGUCUGGAGGUUUCCAUACCUCUGCUACAAAUAUGGAGGAGGUGCGUUUCUGAUACCCUACCUUGUGUUUGUGGUUACCUGUGGGGUUCCUCUGUUCCUACUAGAGACGGCAAUGGGACAGUACACAAGGGAAGGUGCCAUUACAUGUUGGCAUCGCCUCUGUCCUCUGGCUGUAGGUAUUGGUUAUGCAGGUCAGCUGAUUCUGCUGUACAGCUGCAUCUGUUACAUCAUCAUUCUGGCCUGGGCACUUUUCUACCUUCUCUUCUCUUUCAGUUCUCAACUGCCAUGGGCCAGCUGUGACAACACCUGGAAUACAGAUGACUGUGUAAAUCUUGGUGCAAAGAAUUUGACUCUCAACCACACAGCACAAAUGAAUUCCACGUCUGCAGCUACUGAAUUCUGGGAACGCAGAGUGCUGUCUCUCUCUGGUGGUAUUGAACAGAUGGGUAAAAUCAACUGGGAGAUUCUUUUGUGUCUCAUUGCAAUGUUGAUCAUAUGUUAUUUCUGUAUCUGGAAAGGAGUCAAAUCAACAGGCAAGGUGGUGUAUUUUACUGCCACAUUUCCUUAUGUGAUGUUACUUGUGUUGCUGAUUCGUGGGUUGACUCUUCCUGGAGCCCUACAGGGGAUUAAGUUUUACCUGUAUCCUGACCUGUCCCGUCUCUAUGACCCACAGGUUUGGAUGGAGGCUGGAGCUCAGAUCUUUUUCUCCUACAGUUUGUCUCUUGGUACUCUCACUGUAUUAGGCAGUUACAAUAAAUACAACAAUAACUGCUACAGGGACAGUUUUUGGCUUUGUCUACUGAACAGUCUCACCAGUUUUGUGGCAGGUUUUGCUGUGUUCUCAGUCCUGGGCUUCAUGGCCCAUCAGCAAAGCGUACCCAUUGAUAAGGUGGCAGAAUCAGGUCCAGGUCUAGCGUUUAUAGCUUACCCACAGGCAGUUGCUAUGAUGCCUCUUCCCCAGUUGUGGGCUGUAUGUUUCUUUAUCAUGAUUAUAUUACUUGGUCUAGAUACACAGUUUGUAGGAAUGGAGGUUGUCAUGACGUCAAUGAUGGACCUGUUCCCUAAGAUGCUGCGCAAAACUGGAUGCAGAGAAUUUUUUCUCCUCAUCUUCUGUCUCAUAUGCUUCUUGGGCCAACUCAUCAUGGUUACAGAGACACGACAUGCCAAAAAGGGCAGCCCACUCAACCUUCUCCUUCUGGGGGAUUCCAAGAUGCUCCUAUGAACGUGGAUAUGCGAUGAUUACAGAAAUACUAUAACAAUGCCUCUGCAACGGUUGUACAUGUGGCUGCUACCCUGCCGUUAGACUGGGUUGCUAUCAUCCCAUUGUGUUAUUCUUGCUGUCCCUGGGGGAAAGUAAGCAGCAGAAAUUACUGUCAGUGAGUUGUGUUGACAGUUUAGGGAAAACUUACUAAUAUUAUAAAUCAAACAAACCUGCACUUAAGGUGUGUGACACAAGCGCUUCCUCACUUCAGUUAGUGAACAAAAGAUGCAGUUAAGGGUUAAUUGUGUAAUUUUUACAAGGAUCUCAACAGAAAUGCAAUCUACAUAACUAUAUUAUCAAUGGUGUGUAAAGACCUUACAUAAUGAUCUGUAUUGUUUUCGUACCUUAGAAUGAGCCAUUGUUUCUACAUACACCACGGGUCCCCUUGCAUGCAAGUCACAGUCAUGUUUCUACAGUAGCCCUAAACGGACAAACUGUUCUACACCUUUCUGUGUGUUUUUAUUUAGUUUAAUUAUUAUUUUAAAGGUAUUUGCAGUUUAAUACACUUUCAUUUUACUGUGAGAUGGACAAUUACACAUUUACCUGAACCUGAGCUUUCAGUUUAUAAAGUUGACUAAUCAUGGUGAAUGGCACAAAGAUUGUCUAUUCUGGUGGGGACAGAGGUUGUGCUACUUUAUACUUCAGAGGUCCGUUGUCUUUAUCGUGGAUCAUCAUUGUCACGAGUUUGAGUUACAUGAGUUUAUUUUCUGCGGUGCAUCAUAUCAGACUCAGGACAACAUCAUGUAAAAAGUCUGCAGCAUCGCUUUGGGGAGACUGUACUCCAAAAAAUAACGACCUCAUAGGUUGUUUGUGCAAGCACCUUAUUACAACGUAAAGUGUCCUCUAGUGGCAGUAGCUUAUACAACCUGUUGUUACGUUUUAAGGUUUUUGCCUUAUACAUCAGAUUAGACACAUUUAAUUUUAGGAAUUUGUAAAUGUAGAAAUGGUUCAUAAACUUUUAAGGUUUUAAAGAUAUUUUGGAGCAUCAAACCCCAUCCUUACUCUUACCCUAAACCCAACCACUUCUCAACCAUAUAAAACACAUAUGGUUUCACACAUUCUUAGCUGACGUAAUGAUGCAAUCGGUCACGAGACACACGAGAGCCAAUGCCUUUUCACAAUCAUAGAUGACGGAUCAUUGCUGCUUCUGGCG